Molecule: messenger RNA, 4485 nt
Organism: Amphiprion ocellaris (clown anemonefish)
Lineage: Eukaryota; Metazoa; Chordata; Actinopteri; Pomacentridae
Gene: zglp1
Product: zinc finger GATA like protein 1
Exons: 4
Coding region: 1601-3532 (643 amino acids)
Biological process (GO): regulation of transcription by RNA polymerase II; spermatogenesis; oocyte development
Cellular component (GO): nucleus
Molecular function (GO): sequence-specific DNA binding; zinc ion binding
Source: RefSeq, a predicted model, not a curated record
CAGAUGACCGGUUGGGCUGUGGGAUGAACACUUUGAACCACAUUUUAGCCACAUUUUGAGCCCUUCCUCUGUGACCCACAUGAUGGUUAUUAGCUAAAGAAGCCAUGACAGGUCAAAAGCACAAAUAGAGAUCCAUGAAUGUGAUGCAGUGACGUGAAUACAUGCAUUUCUCUCUCUGUGUGUGUGUGUGAAUUUACGAUCACAGUGCCACGAUUUAGCUUGAAUGCUGCUCACUGAGCUCCGGGAAAGCUGCAUGAAAUGAUAGUGAAAGCUUAUUGAAGUCAUAUAUUAAAUCAUAUAAAGUGCCAAAAGUUGCAUGUAGACGUCUGAUACAUUCACCAGCAAGAGUUCAACUCAGAUAGGUCAAAGUUAGGGCUAUUCUCGUUCUGUUUAACCUUCAUAUAAAUCAAUAUAAUUAAUGCGAUCCGCUUUCUGCGCUCGCGACACUCCAGCUCGGAAAACCGCGAAAAUCACGGAGCUUCUAGAACGUCCGAAGUGCUACAUUUGGUUCUAGAACUCGUUCUCUUGACACGAGGAGUUCCAAAUUUCGUUACAUUCGUCACGGUGAGUUACUUUUUAAUGAGUGACGUGUAGGCAGCUUUAUGUUGUAUUCAUUUUAAUGGGAAAACAGCUGUUCAACCUUCCUAUACUUUGAAAUUGAAAAUAAAUGUCGCUCGAAAAUUCCUGUUAGCUCUGAUACGAAUUAAACCUUGUAGCUAAUGCAACACAUUUUAAAGCUUAUGUUGUCAAAAGUCUUGAUAUCGUCACUGUUACUACUGCAAACAUUUGUGGUAAAAAUAAACAAACAAACAGGCUGAGCUAAUUCGCAGUCACUGCUGUAUUUGCAUACACAAGUAGCUUAUAUUUGCUAAAUAGGUGAUGUUGUUGAGAGAUGUGUGGCAAAUUAAAGGAAAAACCUGAACCCAUGACACCUACAGUGGCUCUGUUUUGCUGCCGAGGGCAUUUUGUCCCCUCAGAGUGAAGUGUCAAAUCAGUCCAAAGCUGCUCUGAGUUUUCACCUUUUUCCUAUGAUAAAACAACUCUGUCCUGAUGGGACAAGCAGGAUGGCAAUGGCCACCUUCAUAGGGAUAAGGGGUCACAGAAUGGUUUGAUGAGUAUGAAAAGGAUGUGAAUCAUAUGCUGUAGCCCCCACAACCAGCAACUCCUAACCUAACAGAACACCUAUCUUAGAUUUUAGACCGACAUGUUAGACAGCACUCUCUACCACCUUCAACAAAACACCAAAUGAGGGAAUGUCUUUUGGACGAAUGGUGUUCAUCCCUUCCGUAGAGUUCAAAGACUUGGAGAGUCAGUGCCAAAAAACACUGAAGAAGCUGUUCUAGAGACAUGGGGUGGGCCAACACUUUACUAGGAUGCUUUAUGUUGGUUUUUUCCUUAAUUUGUCACUAUUGGCUAUGCUGUUCCACAGUUUGAAAUCACACUCUUCAUCUUUGAUUUUUUUUUUUUUUUUGUCGUGACCUCAUAACAAGUCUACUUUCCAUUUCAUGUCACACAUACAGUAUAGUUUGUGAGCAGUUCUCUUUUAGAGUAAUUAUUUACACUUCUUGGCCUAAAGAGUUGUUGUUAUAUAAUAUUGUGCAUGACAAAAACACAAAUAUUAGAGGAAAGUCUAUUAAUCAUAAUCUUGAAAAGCUGUUUUCUUUUUUCCGACCAUUGUAAUCAUUCCACCACUUUUAGUGAAGGCUCUGACCUCAGCCAGGGAAUUUUUGAUCUUAAAGCUGUUUUAUCUUAUCUAAUGAUUUAUCUUAUCAGCUUCAGCAUGAGCACAGGACCAAGCAUGCAAGCUGCAAGCUUUGUCCAAGGAAACCAGAGUCGAGUAGAGCACGAUGCCCCCCAUUCUGCUCUCUUCUACCUUUUCCAGGAAGUUUCCAAGCUAACAUCCCCUGUGUGUCCAGGAAAAAUCAGUUUCCUGGACACAUGUCCAUCCUCCAUACAGCUCAAUGAGACAUCUAGGAAGGAUCCUUUAGUAGUUAAAAAGAGGGGGGAGGAUGUACAAAGUUUGCCUCCUGUGCUGCUGUGUGAUCAGUUGAAAAAAGUAAAGGAGGAAAGUCCCAGCAGUAGCGUCACAACCUUGAGUGAGCCACGUUGUGAAUGCAAGAGUCCAUGGAAAGUCCUGAGUCUGAUCAACCUGUACUGUGAAAAGCUCCUUCAUCAAGGAGAUGUAGAAGAAUUGGAGCCGUGUUCAGUAUCAUCUGCCGUCAAAAUUGGUCAUUCAACAAUCAAAUCAUCAACUGCAGAGCAAGAUGUUCCAGAUGGGGGAGGUAGAAAUGACGGGGGAGGUAGAAAUGACAGUGUAGGUGCUCAGUGCACGUUAAGGGAUGCGUCUGUCAGUCCUGUGGAAGACACAACAGAGGACGGUUAUAAACGUCAGUACUGUGUGAAAGACGGUGAGAUGAGCUGUAGUGUUCAACUACUGCCUGCUGAGAAAACAGAUGCUGUUGGAGUAGAGUUGUUGGAGCACAAUGCAAUAGCAUCUUUGCAGUCUCAGCACAGGUGCAAAAAGGAGAUCAAAUCCAGUGUUAACAGUCAACUUCAGUGGAAACAGGAGCAUAAGAAGGAUUGUUGUGCUACUGUACAGGAUAUUUUGGAUGUACCUUCGCAUAAAAAUUCUUUGCUGCAAACACACAUCUCCAAUAGAUGUCUUAAUGCUCAGCUGACUUCUCAAUCAAGUGAUGAGGCUUGUGUAGCUCUGUCAAAGCCAGCACUAAUGCUAGACCACAAUGCAAACCUUACUUUGUUCAUAGAACCACCAUGUGACACCCAGCUGCCUCCUCUGUGCUCCGUCCAGUCCCCUUCACGAUCUGAAUCACUCAUAUUUAGCAAUGCAGAGAGUUUUCACUCGCUCCUAAAACAAGAUGACAAAACCACAGCAUCAAAGGCAGAAGGCGCACAUGAUCCCAGAGAAGAGAAAUACCCUGCAGUUGCUCAGCUACAGUCCUCAAGCUGUAAUGUGUCUUCUGCUACAUCAAAACCAGAACUCUUAGCACAAAAGGAGGAAGUUGGUAUACCGUCUUCUCACCAGUGGAGAACAAAGACUCCAAGAAAACAACCUCAUCCCAGCCGGAGUGCUGAUAUCCAAGAUCCAGACUUCCAGGGAGUAAUAUUCAGGAUGGACACAGAGCUGGACGACAGCAGGGAACAAUGUCGGCUCCUCAUAACUUCAAAGUACAGCAAGAAGCUCUGCCAGAGUGCGAGGAAGCCGAGGCUCAGGACACGGACAUCCCAGAAAUCACUUAAAAUCAGCAGCUCAGAUGACGAGAAGGACCUGACAGCUAAUGUUUUCAAAAGCAAAGUCUGUGCAUCAUGCUGCACCAGGAAAACCCCCAUGUGGAGAGAUGCAGAGGAUGGGACUCCACUCUGCAAUGCUUGUGGGAUAAGGUAUAAGAAGUACAGAGUGCGCUGUGUCAACUGCUGGCAUAUCCCUCGGAAAGAGGGCAACUCCAGCUCCAGCUGCCUCAAGUGUGGAAACUUUGUGAGGCUGACCUCAGCUCAGCGGAAACACACCACCUAGGGAACAUGCACUGAGCAAAGAUUUUUAUGUCCACAUGUCACUGAACUCUGCACACAACAGUUUAGGACAAUACCCACUGCUCCUGUAGUUCUUUAUAAUUCACCACAGAUGUGAAGUAGUAGAAGUAGAGGACAACAUGAUUGUCAGAAGUAGUCUCUUACAUUGUACUUGGCUCAAGGUAUUUAAAUUAGUUUCACCGCUGCAGUGUGGCACCUCAGAUGGCAAAACUCAUCGCCUGUAGCUCUAUGGCUACUCUCAGGAUGCUGUAUACCUGAGGGAAAAACAGGCCAAAAGAAAGAAAAGAAAGAAAAACACGUACAGCCGUUUGAAGUUCUUAACUUAGAGCUUACAAGUGGUGGACUGUAUGUAGCAUGUGUGACAGAUCAGGUAGUUUUUUCUCUAUACCAAGACAGACGUACUGAUGCGUUCGACAAUCAUAUUGUGGCAACUAAGUGGGAUACUGAAAGGCAACACAUCUGGUGGAAAAUUUAGUCGUGAUUGUUGGCAUUUUUCAUCCAAAUAGCUGCAGUCUUUCUUGUGUAUAAUGGUCAGCAGUGCCUGACUCCUGCAAUACAAACUUAUUUCUGUACAAGUACUGAGGUCAGUGCCGUGUUCACUGUUAUUAAGUAUUUACCUUCAAAAACCAUUUGCUUCUCCUGACCCUGACAGCAAGACUUUCUGCUUAGUUCAGUGGAGGUGUGUUCAGUUGCAGAAGUUAAAUCUAGUUAUUUUGUUUUCUUUGUCGUGGUUUGUAAUUUUGGUUGUGUUUGAUGGGCUUCUUUCAUUUCUUGAUGGUUUUUUUGGGUUGUUGGUUUUGGGUGGUAACAUAUUUUACCGGUUGCAUUGGUGAACUGAUUUCCUCAGCAUGGCUGUUUUCUGUGAGGACAAAACAAAGAUUUUUGUGUGAGUUUGGCACUGUUUUUGGUCAAUUAAAUUCAGUAAGAAACAACCAA